AUGCCGACAAUCAAACAAGAAAUAGUUUCUGCUGCAUUGUGUUUCACUCAAACGUCUCUGCCAUACGAGGAGGCAUCUUUUCCAGCAUCAAUAAAUACCAGCGAGGCUAAGCUGGUGGAACAACUCUUCUUAGACUUCUCCGUGCAAGAAGUGCGUCAGAAUGAGAUGAAUGGGUUUCCAAUUGUCGAGCCAUGGGCUACCGAAUACCUCAAUUCUAUACGAGAUGGGAGGUACGGCGACGCAGUAUGGGCCCGUUAUCAUAUUGCAGGCGAGGUGCAUAGUGGUAUCAUCGACGGCACAAACAGAACCGUACUCGAGAUGAUCGAAGAAGAUGCUCUGGGCUACAAAGUGGGUGAUCCCGAGGUAUAUCACGAAGCUCUGUCGUUCUACGCCAAUACCAAUCCGGCGGAUGGGCAUCCGGGCGUGAUUGAAAUCAUUUUGCGCAUUGGAAAUCAAGAUGUCGACACGCUUCGUGCUUAA
Penicillium brasilianum is the source of this 480-nucleotide messenger RNA. The record is from the annotation of a GenBank genome assembly. Lineage: Eukaryota; Fungi; Ascomycota; Eurotiomycetes; Eurotiales; Aspergillaceae.